Argiope bruennichi is the source of this 189-nucleotide messenger RNA. RefSeq lists its product as uncharacterized. The annotation marks the transcript as partial. The record is from RefSeq and is a predicted model, not a curated record. The transcript is spliced from 2 exons. Lineage: Eukaryota; Metazoa; Arthropoda; Arachnida; Araneae; Araneidae.
AGAGAGAGAGAGAGAGACAGAGAGAGAAAGAGAGAUAGAUAGACACAGAGAGAGAGAGAAAGAGAGAGAAGAAAGAGAGAGAAAUAUAGACACUCACAGAGAGAGAGAAAGACAAAGAGAGAAAGAGAGAGAGAAAUACAAAGAGAGAAAGAGAGAGAGAAAUACAAAGAGAGAAAGAGAAAGAGAUAG